Messenger RNA from Humulus lupulus (European hop), 413 nucleotides. RefSeq lists its product as uncharacterized. The coding region runs from base 81 to 356 and encodes 91 amino acids. Gene Ontology annotation, molecular function: inositol hexakisphosphate binding; translation initiation factor binding; phospholipid binding. Gene Ontology annotation, cellular component: cytoplasm; nuclear pore; nuclear pore cytoplasmic filaments. Gene Ontology annotation, biological process: regulation of translational termination; regulation of translational initiation; poly(A)+ mRNA export from nucleus. The transcript has 3 exons. The record is from RefSeq and is a predicted model, not a curated record. Lineage: Eukaryota; Viridiplantae; Streptophyta; Magnoliopsida; Rosales; Cannabaceae.
CUAAGCUUCUAUGGAGGGGUGCUGAGUGUUGGAAUGAGUGUUUAAAGCUUUUGGGCGUUGCUGAAGCAGCAGAAGCAUCAAUGGAUUCUGACCAGUUAAGCUCUGGAAUUUCAGAUUUUGAUACUCACUUUCAAGGCCUCAUAGUUCAGAAAAGUGAUGAUGACGACUCUGAGAAUGAGUCAGCACUUGAAAUUCAGCCAUACUUGAUGGAAGAAACAGGAUUGGUGGAAGGAGGUUUGAUGGAGCUAACCAGUGAACAUCAGCUUGGGGUCAAGGAGGAGAUUAGGAACAAAAUUUUUACAAUAGAGUCAGAUCUGAUGAGUGAAAAUGAAAAGGUUUCUUCUGCAUUUCUUUGAGUUAAUAAGUAUGGAGAAGCAAGGCGUGAAAAUGAGAGGAUGCUUGAUACCCAAUAU